GAGGCGGCUCAGCACCGGCGCACGGACCGCGGAGGAUACGGCGCAGAAGAUGGCUGACUCGACCGGGCACCGCGAACCCUCGGCGGGAUCCCCGGCGUCACUCGGGUCGCUGAAGAGCCGCAGGACCUCCGGCGUGUGGCGGCUGUAAACAGCUGCCGCUGCUUCUCUCCUCUCGCUCUCUCUCACACACGCCCCCCUCCUCCUCCGCUCCCCUCCUCACCGCAAAUAUUGACAGAAGUAUCACAGAGAAAACAUGGCAGAAAUGGAAAAAGAGGGCAGACCUCCGGAAAAUAAAAGAAGCCGCAAGCCAGCGCACCCGGUGAAAAGGGAAAUAAAUGAAGAGAUGAAGAGUUUUGCAGAGAACACCAUGAAUGAGUUGCUGGGUUGGUACGGCUACGACAAGGUGGAGCUAAGAGAUGCCGAUAACCUGGAGAUUGGAGAGAUGCCACAGCACAUCUCAGUGCUCAAAGAAAACUCGUUGCCAAAAAUCCCAGGUUCGACAGAGAGCUGUGAAGGCUCUCCAGACAGAGCCAACAGCUCCCUGUCCUUGCCAAACUCAAGAAAUGGAGUCGCCGAGCCGUCCAGCACUCCCUCCACCUCCACGCCCAGCACCAAGGAGCAUGGAAACAUGCCAAUAGUGGUCCCUAUGAUCCCUCCACCGCUUAUCAAGCCCCCUGCAGAUGAAGACACAUUAAAUGUGCAGAUUAUGUGCGCUUGGUGCCAGAAGGUCGGCGUAAAACGCUAUUCUCUGAGCAUGGGGAGUGAGCUGAAGAACUUCUGCAGCGAGAAGUGCUUUGCUGCCUGCCGCAGAGCCUAUUUCAAGAGAAACAAGCUGGGAUAUAUAAGGACUUAUACAACGAGAGACGGCGGCGGCCUUGGAGGGAAAUUACCCCGGCACGUCUUUACUCAGGACGCUCCCCGGCUUGUCUUCAAGACAAACAGCGAUGUUCUUGUGUGUGACUGGUGCAAACAUAUUCGCCACACUAAGGAGUACCUGGACUUUGGUGCUGGUGAGCGCAGGCUGCAGUUCUGCAGUGCCAAAUGCCUGAACCAGUAUAAAAUGGACAUUUUCUACAAGGAAACUCAGGCUGCCCUGCCUGGAGCAUUGUGUAACCCCGGUCAUGGAGCUGGAGGGGAGGGAAAGCCAGAGUGCAGUGGAGGGGUGCAGCUGCUGACUCCUGAAUCCUGGGGAACGCCACUAACAGAUCUUCGGCGUAAGGCUCCUUCACCAGGGGGCCAUUCUAGCACCUCUGCCUUGGUCUCCUCCACUUCCUCUGCCACCUCACCGUCAGAAACAGCAGCUGUGUGUUCCCCGUCCUCAUCCACUUCAGCCAAAAUCCCCACACCUAGACCUCAUGAAAGCCCAACACUUCCCCCUCCACCUGUUUCUUUGCACCCACCGGUGGGGGUUCCCUCUGGCAGCCCACCCAUGGUGAUGACACCCAGAGGACCUAUGCCCCUGCCUCUGUUCAUGGAACAUCAAAUGAUGCAGCAGAUCCGACCGCCAUUUCUUCGCCCCUCUGCUCAUCCAGGGGGACCUAACAGCCCACUUUCAAACCCCAUAAUCCCUGGGAUUGGUCCACCUCCUCCCCCAAGAGCCCUUGGUCCAGCAUCAAGCCCCAUGCACAGACCCCUCCUUUCUCCACACCUCCACCAUCCAUCCAAUCCUAAUCCAGGUAUGAUCCCUCCUCACCCUGGCCUACCUAUACCAGGUCUACCCCCUUUUCCUCCUGUCAACAUGAUGCCCAACGGACCCAUCCCUUUGCCCCCAAUGAUGAACUUUGGCAUGCCGUCCUUAGCCCCAUUGGUACCCCCACCAACUCUGUUGGUCCCUUACCCAGUUAUUGUACCUCUCCCAGUUCCAAUACCUAUUCCAAUCCCAAUCCCUUUUAACUCCAAGUCUUCGAGGGACCAACCAGAAAGCAGUAGUUCUGUCCACAGCGCUCCAGAUUCUUCAGAAGCAUCAUCCUCUAGGGCUCACUCUCCAAGUUCUUCUGGAAGUGACAAAGGGGACCACAAGACAGAGCCAGCUGGUGGAGAACAGGUUUCUCCUGUACCUGGUGAGAGAAGCAGGACAGCGUUCAUGGACUUGACUGUGAAGGCAGAGGAUAAUCCAGGCAGUCUUUGUCUUUCCAGUGGCUCUGGACUGAUUGAUGGUGUAAUUGACCUAACUGUGGGCCAAAAGCCAGGCCAGCAGCACCUCAUUCAGACCAUGCUCGCUGGAGUCCAGGUCAAAGUGGAGGAAUCAAGAUCUCCACCAGCUGAUGGGUUUGGGAGGGAAUGUGUAGGUAGUAACGCAGAGAACGCUCUUUUACCACAGGGCAGUUUUACAGAACUGGACACUGGCAAACACCUUAAGUCAUUGGACUCUGCAGUGCAACCUUCCAGCAAAACUGAUCUUCCAGAGAGUCAAAUAAGUCCUAAUUUUAAACCAGCGCUCUUGCCUACAUCAUUACGGACUCAGUCGUUAGCCCUUCCUCAGCUCCAAGCUAACUCUGUUGCCCCUUGUAAUGUAAUAGUCAAUGGCACUGGAUGGCAUUCCCUUCUCAAUCCAGACCGAAAAGGAGAGAGGGAUGGGGAGAACCCGCCAAAUAAUGGUGAUCUGGAGCGCGAGGCACUGAAAGAAAACAAUUGUUCGGUGGGUGAGGCAGGGAAAAGAAUAUCAGCACAAGAUGAGAAAGUGGACACAAAAGUGGACAGUAAGCAAGACCCUGACUCCAGCAUGGAGGAGGGUGAACACGCCUACGCCCUGCCACUUCUCUCAGCAGGAGGUUGUGUCGUCAUCCAGCCUGUGCCAAAGCCUGCCGCCGACAAGACAGCCAUCCUGUCCUGCUCCAUCAGCGCACCGCUGUCAGCCGGUGGGAGCCCUGAGCUGGAGCCGCCGCUGAAGAGGAGGUGUCUGCGAAUCCGCAAUCAAAACAAGUGAGAUGGAUGCUCUUAUGACCGCAGUGCCAUCAGCGACUCACCUAUCUACCCCCAACCUCUAAAUCCCAUCACUCCAAGCUACACCACUCCUCACAUUCACACACGCACAUAUAGGUUGUUGUCAUCUCACCAUCUACCAGCACAACUAAUCGCCUUUCGAGACUGACGAGAAUUAAAGAAAAUUAAAUGAGGUGUAUGAAAGCAGAGGAGACAGGGCUCCUCUUGUCUUUAUGUCACUCUUUGAGGGCCGAAUUUUAUAUAUAAGGGACGUUUUGGCCACCAGGACUUCUUGACCUUUAACUCGGAGACAGUAAAUUCUUGCAACAGGAGGAUUCACAGGCGUCCACACCCCCGCUGGUUGCAUCAUUAUUUAAAGAUUCAAUCUGCGCUUCGCCCCCCUUCAACACAAGCUCUGUUUAUAUAUAUUUUUUUUACUAUGGAGCAUCCUGUGAUAUUCAGAAGUCAGCAUCAAACCUGUGAAAAGCAUUGAAAAGAGAUGACACUAUAACCAAGGUACUAAAUGUUUGCUCUCGUAUUUUGUUUGAUCCUUUUUAAACUCACACAUUUUAAAAUACAGAUAAAUUGGAACUAGAAACAAACAUCAGAACAGUUCAUGCAGCUAAUUUCUAAUGAGAGGAGUCAUAAAUACUCUUGAAUAUCUACACUUGCUGUUUGGUUGGAUAAAAACAUCAAAUUGAUGAAAUGGGGACAGUGUUAAUGUCACUAGCCAUCUGCUGUUCAGACUUUUUCUCUACAUGCAUUAUUGCACACAAAAAACAGAGUUAUCAAAAUUGACUUUCAUUAAUAUCAUAAAAGCAAUGGGCAUGGGCUAAUCUUUGCUCAGGCUCUUCUUAUUGAGGACAUGUUAAGCCUUUCUGUGCUCCUAAAUUAAUCUGGAAAGGUGAUGUAGAAAAUCUGCCAACCUCAGUCUUGGAAAUUUGCGUUUAACAUCUUUGUUAACAUUGAUGCUCAUGUUCACUUUUAUUGGUGUCAGGGGAGGGAUAGCCUUUUUAUAAAUCUCAAUCUUUAACUGUGAGGGAAAACUGGGAAAACGAAAUUCACCCAUUUAAGCUUUGUAAAGUUAACAGAGUUACAAAGAAACUAUUUAGAAACAAAUUACGAAAAAACUGCUAUUUACUUUUGCAAUUUAUUCAUCUUCACAUUUUAUUAAAUUGCUAAUCAUUAACCAAUAAUGUCUUAAUUGUCAAUUUAAAAUGAGCAUGAAACAAGCCUUGAAGUAACUACUAACAGAAAUGGGACAUUGGUAAAUGUCUGCUUUUGUUCAUGUCUCCUUUAAAACGAAUAGGUUUAAUAAAUGUUUAGCUGUUUAAUAAUUUGUUCCUAUUAAAUAAUGACCAACUAUCCUUUAACAAUCACUUCUUAGUCAUUAAAUUCACUCAGAAAAACAUCAGUAGCUAAAGGCUAAUUGCUCAGUUGCAAGUUUAUAUUUUUUCCCCCUAUCCCAUUUGAAAAUAAUCAUUAAUUUAUGUUUACCAAAUCAGUGACUGUGUAGCAAUAAACCAAGAUUACAUUUUGAUGGCAUUAAACUGACUAUUAAUAAAUCAUUACUUAUUCAAUUAAUUACUGGCUAGUUGCUAAUGAUUAAUCAGUAGCAAUUAGAAACCGAAUGGGUAGGGCUAAUGAUGAUCAGCCAAUGAUGAUAACUUCCAUAAUAUUCUAGCUUAUUUCAAAUAGAAACAAAAAUACAUUGUUCAUAAAUCAUGAACUAUUUGAAAAAUGAAACAUAUGCCCUCAUUAAACAAUUGACUAAAAUUCAAUCUUUCAAUGCUAAUAACCUAUUUAGCAAUGUUUCUUUUUUUCUGCAUCUCAUGUACAAUUGACCAUUAACUUAUCCCUUCCAAAUCAGUAGUUCUGUUAAACAAUAUCAACUUUAACUGUGAGGGAAAACUGUCAGCAAAUUAACUGUAAUUAUUAUAAAAUAGUUAUUAAACUAGAUAUGACCAUAUAUUAAAGCUAAGUGCUAAUGUGUACUAGUAAAAUGCUAUGGAGUUAAUUAGUCACAGAUGCUAACUGGUUCAUUUUUAUUAUUAAUAAUUUUACUUUAAAUAUUAGCAAUGGAACUAUAAUUUUGCUACACAAUUUAAUUAAGACUCAACUACUACAAAAACUUUAGAUAUAGGCCUAUUUAGAUAAUAGCUAACUCAGCACUAAUCACCAAGUUUAAUUUAUUCUUUAUUGGUCUGGGUAAAAUGUCUUUUUUCAAAUUAAGAUCUGUUUCGAGGGAGACCUGCUCUUCAAAGCAGCAGGACUUACAAUAAAAUACAUAUCAAUAACACAACAAUUGCUAAACAUAUAAAACUAAAGAAAUACAUCAGAUAUUAAGAAUAAGCAUGUGAACAUUUAAUUUACUAACCAGCAAUCGGUCUUUGAUUGAUUUGUUUCUAUAUAACUGAACACGGUUUUAGGUCUGUUGUAAAAUGUUUCCUCUACAGUCCGUAUUAAAUUAUCUAAUGUUGUUUAGCCAACAUGUUUUUUUUUAUUUAAAUUUUUAAUUGUAAAGCAAUUUUGUCCUUUGUGUGUUUGAACUGUCUCCCAUCCAGUUCGACUUGCAUUCAGUUAAAUGAAGCCAGAAGUCAGUCUACAUUUCCAGUGGUGAGAUACACUGCACUCUGGUGUUCAGAGACAAAACAUGAAACCUGGUUUUAUUUUGUAAAGUCAUCUUUCUCAUAUUAGACCUAAUAGUUGGCUAUUAAAACUACUUAUGCGAAGAAAAACUAGGCACACCAUAAAUUAAGAAUGGCUUUAAACACCACAUUACUUUUAAAAUGGUACUUAUAGUCAACAAAGAUAACAAAAGAGUACCCAAUGCACUAACUUGGUAAUCCCAGAUAUUCUUUUUGUUUGUCUUGUAGCAUACAUUUUAUCCACUAUUGAGUUGUACCUGAAAGAGGCCCAACAUUUGCUCUUAGCUCACACAUAAAAAGUAUGCAAACUCGUGUCUGACAGGCUUCAUAAAUGUAACCAUGUACAAGUUUGUGAGGCAGUUGCAAACAGAAACUCCGGCUGAGAUUACACUGCAUGUAACUGUAUCUGUGAGCAGUGAGGUGGGCAUUUAGGUUUAACCUACUGUCUGCCUCAGGUCAGUGUCAGACUUUGCAAAAGCUUCUGCUCUACUUUUCUGCAAGCAACAGGGGGGAACAAAUACAGUGUUUAAGUUUCCUAUUUUUUCUUCUUUGCAUAGAACUCUAAAAAUCAAAGUCAGAGGAAGAAAUUAUUCUUAAUGUGCACAAAUGCACAUCGUCAGCAAACAGAAUAUAACAUCAAUUUGGAGUUUGUACUUACAAACAAGUGACAUGUGAAUUUAAGUGAACCCUGUAAAAACACAAAGUGUCAAACAUUUCUGAAAGAAAACAAAGGCCAAUUUUCUUCAUGCAAUUGUAAUUGCAAAGUUAAUUUUUUUAUAAAAUCCACUGUUCUAUUUUUGUUGUUGUAACACUCCCUUUUGCUUAAUUGCCUCAAAGAAUAGCUCUUUUGGAGACGAGUGCUGGAUUUGUUUCCUGCUCUUUGAUUCUGGUGCCACAAAUAAUUUAAAUGUCAAGUCUAACUUGUUGGGAUUUUUCUUUCUCUGAAACCUAAAUGUCUUGUUUUGAUGAUGUCCUAAACAUGGAUCACUAUGUUUGCUUUUCCCUUCAUGUUGACACCUUUUAUACUCCCAGACUUUGACAAAAUGCCAAGUUCUGACUGCUUCUACUCGUCCCUAUGCUAUGCUGGUGGCAUAAGGGGUAUAUCAUUUUUAUUUGAAGCAAGCAUUGAAGAUAUGGGAGUCUAAUUUUAGACAAAUGAAUCCAUCUUUCUCAAUAGCUGCAAGAGUCAUGAUGAAUCUCCAGCAUUCCUUUUUGAUUACAAAAUACAGGCCUACUUCAGAAGUCUGGAUUAUGCAAUGCAACUAACUCCAAGCUGGAAAAAAAAAGAAUAAAAAGAAAACAAGUGCUCGACAGACAAAAAAAAUAAAUAAACGGGAUACAAUGCCCUUGUGUUUCAAAAACAACAGAGAAGUUGCCUUAAAUCUUGCUUGUAUAAUCUCCACAGCUAGACAAUGAUCUUUGCUUGUAAAGACAA
Molecule: messenger RNA, 7005 nt
Organism: Poecilia reticulata (guppy)
Lineage: Eukaryota; Metazoa; Chordata; Actinopteri; Cyprinodontiformes; Poeciliidae
Gene: sobpa
Product: sine oculis binding protein homolog (Drosophila) a
Biological process (GO): animal organ development
Cellular component (GO): nucleus
Source: RefSeq, a predicted model, not a curated record